This is a messenger RNA of Chaetomium strumarium, 3694 nucleotides long. RefSeq lists its product as uncharacterized. The record is from RefSeq and is a predicted model, not a curated record. The transcript has 3 exons. Gene Ontology annotation, cellular component: nucleus. The coding region runs from base 142 to 3453 and encodes 1103 amino acids. Gene Ontology annotation, biological process: mRNA 3'-end processing. NCBI's taxonomy places the organism in Eukaryota, Fungi, Ascomycota, Sordariomycetes, Sordariales, Chaetomiaceae. Gene Ontology annotation, molecular function: protein binding; mRNA binding.
CGCAAACCACAACUCAUCAUUGCGCCGAUACCAACUCGAAUCCCUUCGGCCCUCAACGUUUGUCCUCGAUCUGACACGACUUUUAUCCCUCGACGUUGCCCGAUCGACGCGAUCUAUCUCGCAGAAACAAGUCUACACACAAUGGCCGAAUACGACCCCGCGUACCAGAGUGGUGCUUGGGGUGAAGACGGGAGUUAUGAGGUUGCAGAUGGCAGCAAUCAAAACCAUGUUCAACAGCAUAGCACCCAUCAAGUUGAAGCAGAGUAUUCCCUUGACCCAACUCCUGAUGGUGCCGCCGACGAUAUGGGUGACUACGAUCCAGCAUCAGUCACUGCUGCGCCAUCCACUGCUGUAGCACUUCAGCCAGCUGCAGACCAGGUCCCCCUCAGGCCCUCACCCCAGCGUGCGGCGAAGAAACCGCGGACGGCAGGAGGCUUCCUAGUGGGAGACUCGGACUCUGAAGAUGAUGAGGUUCCUGUUUCUGCAUCGAGUGGUCUUGCCUCUGGCGCUACGCCACAGUCCUCUGUCCCACGUCCUGCCCCUCAACACCCUGCCAUUGCUGCCAGACAGUCUACUGUCACCCCAUCCGGGGCAGAUUCUGCGCCCCAGGCGAAUGGCGCUGCUGCUGCCCCUGCUGACCAGCUGGACAAUGGCAACCCGCGGUCAUCUUCUGCCUCGGCAGCCGCCGUUGGCUCGGCGUCCCAAGUUCCCGUUGACAAGAUUGCUCAGUUGGAGAAGAGGAUUCACGAUGACCCUCGCGGCGCCAUGGAUGCGUGGCUCGCGCUGAUUGCUGAGCAACGCUCCAAAAACGACACUGAACAAUCGAGACAGGUCUAUGAGCGCUUUCUCGCUGUCUUCCCUCAGGCUGCUGAUAUCUGGGUUGAAUAUCUAGAAAUGGAGUUGGAAACGAACAACUUCCAGGAAGCCGAGAUAAUCUUCAACAAGUCUCUCAUGUCAACACCCAAUGUGAACUUAUGGACCAAGUACCUAGACUACAUACGUCGGAGAAACGACCUGAACGAUAACACCGGACAUGCUCGCCAAACCGUCUCGCGAGCCUACGAAUUUGUCAUUGACAACAUUGGUCUGGAUAAAGAUGCCGGCAAGAUCUGGGCCGACUACAUCCAGUUCAUCAAGUUUGGCCCUGGUACCGUCGGAGGAAGCCAGUGGCAGGAUCAACAGAAGAUGGAUCAGUUGCGCAAGGCUUACCAGCGAGCCAUCUGUGUGCCCAUCGCGAAUGUCAACACGCUGUGGAAAGAGUAUGGCGAGUUUGAAAACGGCCUCAACAAGUUGACCGGCCGUAAGUACCUGGCGGAGAAGUCUCCGUCAUACAUGUCGGCCAAGAGCGCCAACACAGCCCUCGAAAACAUCACCCGGGGUCUGCAGCGGACAACUCUUCCCCGUCUCCCGCCGGCCCCGGGCUUUGACGGUGACCAGGAGUACAUGGAGCAGGUUGAGAUUUGGAAGAAGUGGAUUGCAUGGGAGAAGUCGGAUCCCCUGGACCUGAAGGACGACAAAGAUCAGCCCGGUCUGUACCAAAAGCGCAUCCUUUAUGUCUACAACCAGGCUCUCAUGGCACUGCGGUUCUGGCCCGAGAUGUGGGUUGACGCCGCGCAAUGGUGUUUCGACAAUAACAUCACGGCCAAGGACGGCAGCUCAACUGGACUAGAUUUCCUUACCAGGGGUAUCGAGGCGAACCCCGAGAGCGUCCUGCUCGCUUUCAAGCACGCCGACUACAUCGAAUCCACCUAUCCGAUUGAGGAAAACGACGAUGCUAAGAUUGAACGCGGCAAGGCCGUGCGUGGCCCUUACAACAAAGUGUUAGACACUCUUUAUGGCAUCGUCAAAGGGCUGAAAGAGCGAGAAACAGCAGAACUUGCGCGGAUUGAGGAGGCUGCCAAGGCAGCUGGCGAGGCCUCGGCCAACAGGGCCGAAGAGGAAGACGAAGACGAGGAUGAAGCUGGCCCUGCGGAGAAAGGUGCAGUUGGCAACAGGUUCAACGAGCAGAUUCGUGCCAUCAAGCAAGGUUAUGCUGCCCAGACUCAGCUUCUCUCGAGGACCAUCUCUUUUGUCUGGAUUGCCUUGAUCCGCGCGAUGCGCCGCAUCCAAGGCAAGGGCAAACCAAACACGGAACUGGGUGGUAUGCGGCAAGCCUUCCAAGAUGCUCGUCACCGAGGCCGUCUCACUAGCGACGUGUAUGCGGCGGUAGCCCAGCUGGAGUGGACUAUCUACAAGGAUCCCGCAGGAGGCAAGAUCUUCGAUCGCGGUGCGAAACUGUUUCCCGAGGAUGAGAAUUUCACACUGGAGAAUAUCAAGUACCUCCAUUCGCGCGAUGACUUCACAAAUGCCCGUGUCCUCUUCGAGACGGUUGUCAACCGCUUGACGCAGAAGCCUGAGACUGUGCAUAAAGCCAAACCCCUCUAUGCUUACUUUCAUAAGUAUGAGUCGCAGUUUGGUGAGCUGGCUCAAAUUGCCAAGUUGGAGAAGCGAAUGGCAGAGCUGUUCCCUGAAGAUCCCAAACUUGCCCACUUCAACGCCCGAUACUCAACCGACAAGUUUGACCCGAUUGCUGCCCGGAUCAUCGUUUCUCCUGCGACACAACUCAGACCCAAGCUGCUGCUCCCAUCGGUCGAGCAGGCUACUUCGCUCCAAAACUCACCUCGCCUGCCUCCAUUCGCAAGCCGCCCUAGUCCCGGGCCCCAGUUCUUGCGGGCGACAAACUCUCCCAAGCGUCCGUUGCCAGCGGACGAUUUCGAUGAGCCGCCGCGCAAGAUCCAGCGCAACGAAUUUGGCGAGUUCCAGCGCGGCGCUUCGCCGCUUAAAGGCGCCGCCGGCCGCCGCUUGGACCAACAGCGUCGGAUGCAGGGCCAAGGUGCCGCCUCAUACAUAGCUACCACCGCUCCAAUUGCUCGGGAUAUCACAUUCCUUCUCAGCCAGAUCCCACGUGCUGAUCUCUACGACUUCCACCGCUUCAACCCGGUGAAGAUGGCAAACCUGCUCCGCGAAACUCCGGUGCCGGAGUACCACGUGUGGAAGAACACCCGGCAAGCCACGGAUUACUCUAACCAAUACGGCGGCUACCAAAACCGUGACUCGCCGGCUCCGAUCGGUCUGCCUCUGAGUCCUUAUGUCACGGGAGAGGGACCUCGCGGCCGUAUGCCGCCCUCAUCCGCUGCUCAGCACGGGCAAUCCACAAUCCGACCCGGUUCGAGCGGGUCUUACGAGCCCCCGCCGGCAGUGUACGCGCAAGGUCCGCCUCCGUCACAGACGGGGUACGCCCAUCCUCCACCCACGCAAUAUGACGGUGGUUCUGGCCCGGUUUGGGCGCCUUAUCCGCAUCCGUCCAUGGCUCAGCCAGGUUAUGGCGGCCCACCCCCACCGCAGUUGGGUUACGGACAGGGACCGCCGCCGGCUCAGGGUGGUUACCCCCGGUAUCCACCCCAUCCUUACUAAGGCAAUAGGAUGCUCUCCAAUCCGAACUUAAGCAUGCAGGCCACGAGGUUCUGUUAAGCUUGAUGCCGAAACAGGUUGACCGCGAGACUCAGCCUUACCAAGACCUGCUUAGCUUGCUGUUAUUCACGCCCGUCGCAUAUGUACAGUUUCGAUGAAAAGCGAAUUCAUGGACGAAAAGCACUGGGUGGAAGGAGCUCAUGCAUGGAGUGGGUUGGGUCGGGUUUCUUAAGUUCUCUUUGGG